GGCAAAGACGUGGAGCACUCCAGAGCAACAGCCAGCUCCGUAAUGCCAUUGCCUAAAUCUCCAUCCACACAAUAUGAAGAGAAUGGGAGAGAGGAGGAGGGCUUCCACAACGCUUUGCUGUUGAAAGACCUACGGUCUCAGCUUCACCAUGCGGCAGAACAUUGUGAGCGUGCAUUUUCCUCAGCCCAGCAGAAGAAGAUGAUUUUGGAGGGGACAAAGAGCUACAUAUGUGAAGCAGUUGUGGCAAUAGUCGACCAUUUAGGAACUGUCUCAUCCAAACUCGAGCAGAGUCUCCAUGCAAAUAUUGUGGUUAAGCAGACUGAACAAAGAAUUGGUUGCUUGAAGCAGAGAAUCCUUGCUUGCCAACAAUAUGCCAUGUGUCUUGAGCUGUGUAACAUGCAACUGGACAUCAAAUUCCCUCAACACCAUCAGCAUUUCUGUAUUGACAAGGCACAACCA
Messenger RNA from Zingiber officinale, 459 nucleotides. RefSeq names its product probable protein ABIL5. The annotation marks the transcript as partial. The transcript has 4 exons. NCBI's taxonomy places the organism in Eukaryota, Viridiplantae, Streptophyta, Magnoliopsida, Zingiberales, Zingiberaceae. The record is from RefSeq and is a predicted model, not a curated record.